Messenger RNA from Radiomyces spectabilis, 1133 nucleotides. RefSeq names its product cyclin-like protein. Gene Ontology annotation, molecular function: cyclin-dependent protein serine/threonine kinase regulator activity. The transcript is spliced from 4 exons. Gene Ontology annotation, biological process: regulation of transcription by RNA polymerase II. The record is from RefSeq and is a predicted model, not a curated record. Gene Ontology annotation, cellular component: nucleus. Lineage: Eukaryota; Fungi; Mucoromycota; Mucoromycetes; Mucorales; Radiomycetaceae. The coding region runs from base 60 to 866 and encodes 268 amino acids.
UUUCUUUUUUCGCGCCGUUGACUCGUAAUCUAGCUGUCAGAUUUUCUGCCGUUCAAUUGAUGUCAAGAGUAUCACUGCAGAAUCCGAUAGCUUCUUUGGAACAACUUGCUGAAACACCAUCUCGCAAGGACGGCAUUUCCGAGCAAUUGGAGGAUGAUUUAAGGAGUUUUGGCUGCGAACUCAUUCAGAGUGCUGGCAUUCUACUCAAUCUACCGCAAGUAGCAAUGGCAACAGCACAGGUUUUAUUCCAGCGAUUCUUUUAUCUUGCGAGUCUAAAGGAUUUUGGUAUAAUUGAGAUUGGAAUGGGAGCGCUCUUUCUCUCUGCCAAAGUGGAAGAGUCUUUCGUACGAAUGACGUACCUUAUUACAGUAUACGAUCACUUAUUACGGCGAAUCCAGCAGCAAUCUACGCACACGCCAUUGGACGCAUUUUCUCAGCGUGCAUAUAGUCUGAAAAGCAUGGUGACAACUUCCGAAAUGCAAAUUUUGAAACGAUUGGGAUUUAAUGUGCAUGUUCAAUUACCAUACGGAACGAUGAUCAACUAUUUACGAAUCUUGGGCUUGGAAGAGCAUGACACUGUACCGAAAAAGGCAUGGAAUUACUUGAAUGAUGCGCUACGUACCCAUGUGUAUACGAACUACACCAUGCCAACCAUUGCCUGUGGUGCGAUCUGGCUCGCUUGCCGAGAUCAGCAAGUCAAGCUGCCUACAACACCAGGUGGAGAAUGGUGGUUAUUAUUUGAUGCGCAACCUUCCGAAUUCCAAAACGUGGCCGCUCAUAUUCAGCGACUAUAUCAUCGAAAACUUGAUAGGCAGCAGUUAUUAAGUCACUUGAGUGAUACGGAAGCCACUUUGCGCAACAGCUAAACGAUUUUGAAAAUAUUGCCAACAUCACUAUUUCCCUGUCAUUCUUUAGACAUCACAUUGCAUUCCAUUUUUUUUUUCUUCUUCUUCCUUGCUUGUUCAUUUUUGCUUUCCACACUUUUUUUUUAUAUAGAUCUAGUCGAGUUCGUUUUUUUCUUCCAGAUCAGUAGAUAAAAAACCCAUACAUAUCGCACAUAAAAUAGAUACGUCUUGAUUUGAAGGCGUGGCUUCCUCUCCUAAUCGGAUGUAAUUGAACAAAGUGAAAGAGAG